GGUUUUCUGUCCUACAAGUUAGAAAUGGUUUUGAACAUUAUCAAAAUAACAAUAUUCAUCCUUCUAACUGGACUUGGCACAGUGGGAAAUAUGUUUGUUUUUGUAAAUUAUAUGAGUAUGUUCAUUAUGGAACCUAGGAAGAAAUCUAUACAUCUUAUUCUCAUUCACUUAGCUUUUACAAAUAUCAUCAUGCUUCUCUCCAAGGGAGUACUAAAGACAAUGGCAGUAUUCAGCUCAGGAAACUUCCUCAGUGACACAAGCUGUAAGAUUGGUUCAUACCUGGAGAGGGUGGCCCGGGGCCUGUCCAUCUGCACCAUCGCUCUCCUCACAGGGGUGCAGGCCAUCACCAUCAGUCCGGGGCAUUCCAGGUGGAGGAAGCUCAAACUAAAGGAUCCAUGGCACAUUCUACCCUUGUUUUUCUUCUUCUGGAUUCUCAACCCUUUGAUAAGCAUGAACCUGAUCCGUUCUGUCCUGAGCAAGAACACAUCACAAACUAGUAAAAGUGACCCGAAUUGUUAUUUUAUGCUAAAACUUCAGGGAAAAAACUGGAUUUUUCUAAUUCUCAUGGGUCUGAGAGAUACUGUGUUUCUGGGUGUCAUGGGUGGGGCCAGUGGCUACAUGGUGUUUCUUCUCCACACACACCACCAGCGGGUUCUCUACCUGCAGAACAACAAGGUCUACAAAAUUCCCCCUGAGCUCAAAGCCGUGCAGAGUGUUCUCCUUCUGAUGCUGAGUUUUCAUUUCUUUUAUUGGACAGAUUGUGCUAUUUCUUUAUAUAUAAUUGCCUCCUCAGAGAAAGAUUUCUUAGCAGUAAAUGUUCACGAAUUUCUGGGCCCUGCUUAUGCGAUUGUCAGUCCAUUUGUGCUGAUUCACAGAGGGACACCUGGCUGA
Fukomys damarensis (Damara mole-rat) is the source of this 891-nucleotide messenger RNA. RefSeq names its product putative vomeronasal receptor-like protein 4. The record is from RefSeq and is a predicted model, not a curated record. Gene Ontology annotation, molecular function: pheromone receptor activity. Gene Ontology annotation, biological process: G protein-coupled receptor signaling pathway. Gene Ontology annotation, cellular component: membrane. Lineage: Eukaryota; Metazoa; Chordata; Mammalia; Rodentia; Bathyergidae. The transcript has a single exon. Bases 25 to 891 code for a protein of 288 amino acids.